UUCCGGAAUAUCCAACAUGUAAUGCCCGCAUCCUCAAUUCUGCAGCUCCAUCAUCUCCAGCUCCGUUUUUUUUGUAUUAAUCAGCCAAUCAGAAUGUCAACCAAUCAGGAGGAGUGCCAUCCAGAGCAAAAAAGUGAUGCGGAGUGAGGCAGCCGUGGAGCAGACUGUAUUGACUCAGUUCAACUGCUGCAGUGAAAGGAUACACAUCACGUUAUUUGAUAGUGGUUUGCCUUAUGCUAGGAUUGUGAACUUCUGUCGGUAUCAGGUGGCCCCAGUGAAUGACAAACUGGAGACAAUGCAGUUGGGCAGAAUUUAUUGAGGAGUGACGUGUCAGAAGUGUUCUCUUAUUAUUCGGAUUCUACUACACUGGAUACAAUGAGAACUUGCUUACUGAUAGUAGUCUGGGCAUGCUUGUCACAACUUGGUGAUGCAAAAGCCUUAUUUAAAAGGACUACAGAUGUGGUUGUCAAGGAAGGGAUGGUGGUGGGGCGAGGAGAUGAUGUGUGGGCACUAAAGCGUUCCAAACGAGGCUGGAUGUGGAAUCAAUUUUUUCUGCUUGAAGAAUACACUGGGUCUGAUUAUCAGUAUGUUGGAAAGCUGCACUCUGACCAAGACAAAGGAGAUGGAACCCUGAAGUAUGUCCUUUCUGGAGACGGGGCCGGUUCUUUGUUUCUUAUUGAUGAGAAUUCAGGUGAUAUUCAUGCUACAAAGCGACUGGAUAGAGAAGAAAAGGCUUACUACACUCUCCGUGCUCAAGCAGUAAACAAGAGGACAGGCAGACCUGUGGAGCCAGAAUCACAGUUUGUCAUUAAAAUCCAUGACAUUAAUGACAAUGAACCAAAGUUUACAAAAGACACUUAUAUUGCCAGCGUCCCAGAAAUGUCUGAUGUUGGUACCCCGGUUGUCCAAGUCACUGCGACUGAUGAUGAUGACGCUACCUAUGGGAACAGUGCUAGAGUGGUCUACAGCAUUCUCCAAGGACAGCCAUACUUCUCUGUUGAGCCUGACACAGGGAUCAUUAGGACAGCCCUGGCAAACAUGAACAGAGAAAACAAGGAAAAAUAUCAAGUGGUCAUCCAGGCCAAGGACAUGGCAGGGCAGAUAGGUGGAUUAUCAGGGACUGCGACAGUGAACAUCACCCUCACUGAUGUGAACGACAAUCCUCCCAGAUUUCCUCAGGGUACAUAUCAGUUCAGUACACCCGAGUCAACAGAGGUUGGAUCACCAGUUGGCAGGAUCAAAGCUAAUGAUGCUGAUGUUGGUGAAAAUGCAGAAGUUAAAUACAAUAUCAUUGGUGGGGAUGGAGUGGACAUGUUCGAUAUCAUGACAGACAAGGACAUACAAGAAGGGGUCAUCACUGUGAAAAGGCCUUUGGACUAUGAGAGAAAGAAAAUAUAUACCAUUAAAGUGCAGGCAGAGAACACACAUCUGGACCCUCGAUUUCUUUUACUUGGCCCCUUUAAAGAUACAGCUACUGUGAAAAUCACUGUGGAAGAUGUUGAUGAGCCCCCAGUUUUUGAAAGGGCGAGUUACAUCAUGGAGGUGAAGGAGGACGCCAGUAUCGGCACUUUGAUAGGUUCUGUUAUUGCAGCAGACCCCGAUGCCACCAAAAGCCUUGUCAGGUAUUCCAUUGAUCGACUUACGGACCUGGACAGAAUGUUUAACAUCCACUCUGGAAAUGGUUCAAUCAUCACUUUUAAACCCCUCGACAGGGAAUCAUUUCCGUGGCAUAACAUCACAGUCACUGCAACGGAGAUCAGCAACCCUAAACAAGUGGGCCGUGUUCCAGUGUACAUCAGAAUUUUGGAUAUUAAUGACAACGCCCCAGAGUUUGCCACUUUCUAUGAGACAUUUGUCUGUGAAAAUGCAAAAGCUGGACAGCGGAUACAGACAGUAAGUGCAGUGGAUAAUGACGAUCCUAUUGGUGGACACAAGUUUUUCUUCAGUUUGCCAGCUGAAGCAUCUGUCAAUGCAAACUUUACAGUCCGAGAUAACAAAGACAACACAGCUGGAAUCCUAACUAGGCAAAGUGGUUUUAGCCGACUGGAAAGGAGCACCUACCUUGUGCCUGUGGUAAUAUCAGACGGGGGCUAUCCCAUGCAAAGCAGUACCAGCACACUAACUAUCCGUGUGUGCACCUGCGACAGGGAGGGGAAUAUGCAGUCUUGUAAUGCAGAACCUCUCAUCCUUCCUGCUGGUCUCAGCACUGGAGCCCUUAUUGCCAUUCUCCUCUGUAUAAUUAUUCUUCUCAUUAUAGUGGUGCUGUUUGCAGCCCUAAGGAGGCAGAAGAAGAAGGAGCCUCUGAUCAUUUCCAAAGAGGACAUCAGAGACAACAUUGUCAGCUACAACGAUGAAGGAGGUGGAGAAGAGGACACGCAGGCCUUUGAUAUUGGAACACUAAGGAAUCCAGAAGCAAUAGAUGAUAACAAGCUACGCAGGGAUAUUAUACCAGAAACGCUGUUUCCAUCACGACGGACAGCACCCACCAGGGAUAACGCAGAUGUCAGAGACUUCAUUAACCAAAGGCUACAAGAAAAUGACACAGAUCCAACCGCCCCCCCUUAUGACUCUCUAGCAACAUAUGCUUAUGAAGGCAAUGGGUCCAUAGCAGAGUCCCUCAGCUCUCUGGAAUCUGCCACCACAGAAGGGGACCAGGACUAUAAUUACCUUAGUGAAUGGGGACCUCGCUUUAAGAAACUGGCAGAUAUGUAUGGGGGAGAAGACAGUGACAAAGAUUCUUAACCAACACUCUUGUUAAAUGAUUGCAAGAAACUGUACUGGCACAUAACGUGGCCCAUUUAAAAAAAAAAAAAAAGGAAAAUAAUGUAGCCACUCUUCUACAAAGUGCCAUUUUAUUCUAAUAAUCCCGUUCUUGCUAAUUGAUUGUGACUGAGCAGUAAAUUGGUGAUGACUUUAUCUUGUAUAGGUUUGAUCAGCAGAUGAGUGUUCCAGACUAUGGAAUUUCAAGGAUGGACUUCUCUCCAGGUUGCUGUAUAAACUUCAAUGCGGACUUUUAAAUUAUGGACAGUUUCUACUUAAUAUGCUUACUUAGAAAUGUGGAAGAAUGGGCAGGCAUUGGCAUUAUCUGAUAAACAUUCACCUCAUUCAAAGUUGCAUUUAUUGGAAUACAUUUGCAUUUUGCAAUGUUUAUCGUUAACUCCCUUGCAAUGUACCUUCUGGACAGCAUAUUGUAUUUUGAGUUUUUAUUUUAAGGAUCUUCUAUAUACUAAUACAAAUAUGCUCCUCGCUGUACAGCACGAGAGCCUGAGUAUGAUGGUGCAGUUCACAUAAAGCACUCGUACCAGUAAUCUAAAAGGUAGCUUCACAUGACCUUGGUUUAACAUAAAGGUUGAUUAAAAUGUAAGGGCAUUUCAACAAGCUGCAUUUAUGACAGGGCAUUGGAAUUUAGUGUGUACCACAAUGGGAAGCAAAUAUUAGGGACACACAUGAUUAGGGAUGUAACGGUUAUGAUAUUCCAAAAGCACCGGAAGCGACAUUUUCAUAAAAUUCCAAACCGAAGUUGUUGAGUCCAUUGCGUCUGUUAAAUUACCCUGUGUAGACCAAUUAAUCCAAAACUUAAACCAAAUAAAAAAUGAAAUAAUGUUGCUAAACAGACUAAAACAGCCAAAUGUAAAAGUAUUGAAAAGAAAAUAAAAUGUUAUUUGAAGUCCUCAACUAUUGAGAAAAUGGAACAAGCAGUAAAGCAGGCAAAGCUGCAAAACAAGCGAAAGGGAUGCUGCAGAUAUGGACCAACUUGAGACUACCUGGUUCCAUAAUUAAAAAAAUAAGCACCUGGAUUCACAUGGGUCUGAUUACUUUGUUGCUACAUUCUAUCACAUACUGAUGAAUUUAAAGUGUAAGAGCCUUGGAGUCAUAUGCAUUAUAGUAACAGGAUGUAAUAAACCAGCAUACUGAUGAAAUUGGCAUUUGAUUUUGGGGGGGGGGCUGGCUUUAGUUCUAGGUUUUUGCUGACAUAAGUCUAGGUGACAUUUUAAAUUAGAAUUGUUUUCUCAUCAGAAACUAUUUUAAAAUGUCACUAAACAUCUCAGUUGCUUUGAAGCCAACGUGUUGAUUAAAUCAUUUUAAUUAAAAAAAAAAAAAAAAA
Messenger RNA from Acipenser ruthenus (sterlet), 4105 nucleotides. RefSeq names its product cadherin-10-like. Gene Ontology annotation, biological process: adherens junction organization; cell-cell junction assembly; cell morphogenesis. The coding region runs from base 376 to 2742 and encodes 788 amino acids. Gene Ontology annotation, molecular function: calcium ion binding; cadherin binding. The transcript has 12 exons. Gene Ontology annotation, cellular component: adherens junction; catenin complex; plasma membrane. The record is from RefSeq and is a predicted model, not a curated record. Lineage: Eukaryota; Metazoa; Chordata; Actinopteri; Acipenseriformes; Acipenseridae.